AUGGGUAUAUCAAACCAGUCCUUGCCGGAAUGUUACUCCCGUUAUCUCGCCACCACACUUGGACGUGAUAAGCUGUUGCGUCUAGUUCAGUAUGCGUCUCAAGUGUGCUCCUGGUUCUUCCGUAUGCAAGGCCUCGACCCCGCUGGCUUCAACCGAAUCAAGGGUCAUAUGUCAUUGACGCGGAAGAUCCUGCGCCUGGGCAAGACAAUCGACUUCUGGUUCGCGGCUUUGGACACCGCGAAGCGCGCGGGAACUACGGUAUCGGCGGCGCCUCAGUUUGCCUCUAUCGCCCAGUCUCUGGCCUUGAUGUGCUACUGCACCCUUGAUGCGGCCACGCUUCCAGAGGCAAUGGGCUUCCCUAUCCGUAAGCGCACGAAGAAGGUCCAAAAGCAGGCCACUGGGUUUUGGUGCCUGGCUAUCAUUUGCAGCCUUCUUGUCCGUGUACACACUCUAUACACGUCUCCAAAGGUCCAGAAGGAGCUUGCUAUCGAGAAGGAACCCAAAAAGUCCGAGACAGAGCAAGUCAAGAGGUACGUAUCGCCAUUUGAGAGAACCAAUGAAGUUGAAGAAGAUGAAAAGGAACUCCACAUAUCAGAUAUUCCUCCAAGUCUCUCCCACCUCUUCCAAUGGCCCUUUGUGCUGACAGUUCGGCCGCAGGAUGUAUGUAACUACCAAGACACUACUCCUUUCUGA
Clonostachys byssicola is the source of this 693-nucleotide messenger RNA. Lineage: Eukaryota; Fungi; Ascomycota; Sordariomycetes; Hypocreales; Bionectriaceae. The record is from the annotation of a GenBank genome assembly.